CAUUCCAUCAAAUUUUGACAACCGUCGCCUGCCUCGCUGACAUUUGCGACCAUUUUCGUUCGUGUGGUGCUUUCUGGAGGAAAACUAAACGACGAAGAAUCGGCCCAGCACGACACAACAAUGGCAUCGAUCGCAAGCAAGGGCUCCUCCCUGGUGUCGACUCUGCUGACCCAGGCGCGCCCCAAGUUCAACGUGUUCAUGAAGUACGCCCGCGUCGAGCUGACCCCGCCCACGCCCGGUGACAUUCCGGCCAUCCGCGACGGAAUCGCCCGACUCGUUUCGGGGGCGCGCACCGGCGCCUGGAAGAACCUGACCGUCAAGCAGGCCUGGCUGAACUCGCUGGUCGCGGCCGAGGUGUGCUUCUGGUUCUACGCCGGGGAGUGCAUCGGCAAGCGCCACCUGGUCGGUUACGAUGUUUCGGAAUAAGCUUGGAAUCUUUGUGCGAGUCGAGAUAAAUAAUUACUUCUGCUAUUGAGAGAAAAGAA
Culex pipiens pallens (northern house mosquito) is the source of this 485-nucleotide messenger RNA. Its product is annotated as ATP synthase subunit g, mitochondrial-like. Lineage: Eukaryota; Metazoa; Arthropoda; Insecta; Diptera; Culicidae. Gene Ontology annotation, biological process: proton motive force-driven ATP synthesis. Bases 121 to 426 code for a protein of 101 amino acids. Gene Ontology annotation, molecular function: proton transmembrane transporter activity. The transcript is spliced from 3 exons. The record is from RefSeq and is a predicted model, not a curated record.